Messenger RNA from Petromyzon marinus (sea lamprey), 3345 nucleotides. RefSeq lists its product as uncharacterized. NCBI's taxonomy places the organism in Eukaryota, Metazoa, Chordata, Hyperoartia, Petromyzontiformes, Petromyzontidae. Gene Ontology annotation, biological process: positive regulation of transcription by RNA polymerase II; negative regulation of transcription by RNA polymerase II; brain development. Gene Ontology annotation, molecular function: RNA polymerase II cis-regulatory region sequence-specific DNA binding; DNA-binding transcription activator activity, RNA polymerase II-specific. Gene Ontology annotation, cellular component: nucleus. The record is from RefSeq and is a predicted model, not a curated record.
AAAAAAUUCCGACUUGCCUUCAACUCCUCGCUAUGCCAGGCGCUGUCCCCAUUCAUUCACCCACUCACUCGCGCGCGCACGCACACACACACACGCGCGCGCACACUCACUCACUCGCUCUCUCUCUCUCUCUCUGUGUAUUCAUAGGAGGUGGAGGAGAGUUGCAUAUCGCCUCUCGCCCUUAGUUAUAUGGCAGGAGUCCCUUGCACGGUAGUCGAGUUCGUUAGUUUACAACGGCGGUAGUGAUGCGUAAGUUGGUAACGUAGAAGUAGAUUUGAGUAGAUUCUGGAUUUUUUCUCUCUCUCUCGUUGGUGUUGCUGUACGGAAUCGUUCGUCGGAGCGUUAUCGCCUUUCUCUCACGGGCUGAAACUUGACCGAUAGUUGUAUAGAAUCUCAUUGCUGUGGAAGCUAUUGAAGAUUUGGAUAAUAAUAAGAGUAAUUAUAUUUAUUAGUGGAGGGAGUGUGCGGUGUGUGUGUGUGUGCGGUGUGUGUUGGGGGGGAGGGGAGACGCGGUUGUAGUAAUUUCGCCCUCAGAAUAGCAAAACAAAAGGAAGAACGUGGAAUCGGUUACAAAAGAAUAAAUUAAUUUCGCCUAACUACAGGGGUCGCUUUAUCUCCCACUCUCGUUUUGUCAUUGCUGUUGUUGUUUGUAGAUCCUUACUGUAGUUCGCGUUCGUUCAGAAUCGACGAAUUCUCCAUGUCAGGAGGUAGUUAGUUAGUCGGAGUAUAAGAACGACGACAAAUCGUCUCUCGAUUAUUUUAGGGGGUCGCGCUUAUCGAUCGCGAGGAGUAACCAAAACUCCGAUUUAUUUUUAAUUACUUUUUAGUUGUUGCGCAGGAUCACGGAUAAACGGCUCGGCACGGUCGCCAUCGUUGAGGGUAGCUCCGAAAACAACAACAGCAGCAGCAGCGUCACCGUCACCUUUGCCAGCUUGGCUGUGCGUUGUCGGAACUCUCUAACGCAGACGGCGAUCAUCAUCGCCUCGAACAACCACGCUUUACUCUUCACGCCCUACCUCCGAAUCGAACCGCUCUCCGUGCAGGCCUCGGCAAGAAAGAAAGCAUCAGCAACACAACAACAACAACAACAGCAACAACAACAACAUCGUGGUCGUCUUCAGAAGCAGACAUUCGAGUGAGUCUUAAACGACUUCGCCCCCCGUCGCCACGAUGAUGUACAGCAUGCUCGAGAGCGACCUCAAGCAGCACGUGGCUCAGACUCACGGCAGUCUGUCCGCGAACUCCUCUCUCAUCAUCGGAGGAGGUGGCGUUGGUGGAGGAGGUGGCGGUGGCGGUGGUGGCGUCGGUGGAGGUGGUGGACAAGCGGGCAAGGUUGGCGGGCAACAGAGUCAGCAGAUGUGCAACGACCGCGUCAAGCGGCCCAUGAACGCCUUCAUGGUGUGGUCACGAGGCCAGCGGAGGAAGAUGGCCCAGGAGAACCCCAAGAUGCACAACUCUGAGAUCUCCAAGCGUCUCGGCGCCGAGUGGAAGCUCCUCACCGAGGCGGAGAAGAGGCCCUUCAUCGACGAGGCCAAGCGGCUGCGCGCCCUGCACAUGAAGGAGCACCCCGACUACAAGUACCGACCGCGCCGCAAGACCAAAACCCUCCUGAAGAAGGACAAGUACUCUCUGCCCGCGGGCCUCCUGGGGUCCGGCGGCGUGUCGGUGAACAGCAACAGCCCCGUGGGCUCGGGCUCGGGCAUGUCCUCGCAUCGCGGCGCCAUGGUGGACGGUGCCGCAUACCAGGCGGCUGUCAACGGCUGGCCGGGCAGCGGCUACGCAGCGACGCUCAUGCAGGAUCAGCUGAGCGUGGCGGCGGCGGCCGGCUACAGUCACGGCAGCGUAGGUGGUGCGCACAGCCCCGUCGGGCAGACCAUGGGCCACCACCCGCACCAUCACCCGGCGCACCCGCACCACCCUGCGCACCACCACCACCACCACCACCAGUCGCCCCUGCAUCACCCGGCGCACCCCCAUCACCCGGCGCACCCCCAUCACCCGGCGCACCCCCAUCACCCGUCGCGCUACGAGAUGGCGGGACUCCCGUACCACCACCACCACGGCCACUCGCACCACGCCGGACACUCGCACCACGCCAACGCCGUGGCCGCGGCGGCGGCGGCCGCCCACGGCUACAUGAACGGGGCCGCCGUGGCAGCCGCGUACGGGAUGAGCGCAGCGGCCGCAGCGUACGGCCAGACGGCCACGCUGGGCGGUGGCGGUGGAGGUGGCGGUGGCGGUGGUGGAGGAGCAAGCGGCGCGGCGUCAGCUGUUGCGGCGGUCGCGGCCGCGGCCGCGGCUGCGGCAUCCUCCGCCUCCUCGUCGUCAUCGUCGUCGUCGUCUUCCUCCUCGUCGUCGUCGUCUGCCGGAUCAACGCCUUCGGCGGCUGCGCAAGCGGCGGCGGCGGCGGCGUCUUCGGGGGCAUCGACGGGGCCGGCAUCGAGCGUGGCGGCUCAGCAGGGCGGAGGAGGCGUGAGCGGGAUCAAGUCGGAGUCGAGUCCAUCGUCAACGCCCGUCCACCACCAGCACCAUCAGCACCACCACCAGCAACAGCAGCAUCAGCAGCACCAGCAACACCAGCAUCAGCAGCAGCAGCAUCAACAGCAUCAACAGCAGCAGCAGCAGCAAAGAUCGCUGCUUGGGAGUGCUAUGGCGGCAGGACAGGCGUGUCCGGGAGACCUCGGGGAGAUGAUCAGUAUGUAUCUACCCGUGGGAGCUGGUGCAGCUGCUGUUGCUGCUGCUGCUGGUGGUGGUGGUGGUGCUGCUGGUGGUGGAGGUGGUGGUGGUGGUGGUGCUGCGUUGGUGAGCGGAGCGAUUGAGAAUCAAGUGAGCGGCAUGGAUUUGGGUCAAAGACGCCUCCACGGCCUGACCCAGCACUAUCAGACAUCUGGGCUUAACGUUCACGACACCUACACGAUAUGGUGAGAAGGGAGAUGGAGUGGAGGGGCAAGACGACUUGAAACGCUCUCAACAAACAACAACAACAACCACAACAAAAACUCACCACGCAAAAUUACAAUCGAUUUUAAUAUUUUAUUUUGUGAACACUCAAACCCCCCCCCCCCCACCCCCCCACCCAAUCUCCCAUCCCCUUGAAGAUCGAUAGAUUAUCGAUAAAUGUUUUCCUCCACUAAUAAACAAAAAUCGCACGCACAUUAUAACACGACACCAACAAGUGUGGAUAUAGACACGCGUGCACACACGCCAUUAUUAACGGCGGGUUGACGGAUCCGGAACGAGAUGGGUAUAUAUGGGGACGAAAUAACAAUGAAUGAGCUUAAAAAAAAAAUAUAUCAAUCCGUGUCUCUCUCGGUCAAUAUCGACACUUAACCACACGCAGACAAA